CUCCUACAGCGGAGGGGGUCGCGUGUCUUUCCCGGGUCACUAACCUGUUAACUCUCACGUACCUUCUGUUGCCCUGUGUUCUGCACUAGUCCUUGGAGUCGUUAGGAGGGACUCAGACAGACCCAGGAAACCUCGAAAUGGACUCAUUGGCCUUUGAGGAUGUGGCUGUGAACUUCACCCUGGAGGAGUGGGUUUUACUGGAUUCCUCACAGAGGAAACUCUACAGAGAUGUGAUGCGGGAAAACUUCCAGAACCUGGUCUCAGUAGAAACAAAACAGGAAGAUCAUGACAUUGAAGAUCAGUACAAAAACCAGGGGAGAAAAUUAAGAAGUCCUAGGGUAGAGAUACUCUCUGGAAGUAAAGGCAGUAUUUUCUGUGAAGAAAACUUCACCCUUAUUCCAACUCUCAAUCUGAAGAAGAAAAUUCCUGGUUUAAAACCAUGGGAAUGCAGUGCAUGUGCAAAGGUCUUCAUGCAUCAUUCAUCCUUUAAUAGACAUAUGAAAUGUCACAUUGAAGACAAACCAAGAGAGUAUCAAAAGUACCAUGAGAAGGUGUAUAAAUGUAAAGAAUGUGGGAAAGCAUUCAUUUCUCCUAGUUCUCUUAGAACACAUGAAAGGAGUCACACUGGAGCGAAGCCCUAUGCAUGUGAACAAUGUGGAAAAGUCUUUCGAUAUCAAAAAUCCUUCCGACUACACAAAAGAACUCACACAGGGGAGAAACCCUAUGAAUGUAAGGAAUGUGGGAAAGCCUUCAUGUGGGAAACAACUUUUCGAAAACACAUGGUAACUCACACUGGAGAUUUACCUUAUAAAUGUCAGAAAUGUGAGAAAGCAUUCAUUUAUCCCAGUUGUCUUCGAAUGCACGAAAGCAGUCACAAUGGAGAGAAACCCUAUCAAUGUAAACAAUGUGGAAAAGCCUUUAAAAGUCCUGAAACUAUUCAAAUACAUGAAAGAAUUCACAGAGGAGAGAAACUCUAUGAAUGUAAGCAGUGUGGUAAAGCCUUCAAUCAUUUCAGUUCCUUACAGCUACACAAAAGACAUCACACAGGAGAGACACCGUAUGUGUGUAAAACAUGUUCUAAAGUAUUGAAUACUGCCCGGUCUCUUCGAAAUCAUGAAAGGAUCCACACUGGAGAAAAACCCUAUGAAUGUAAGGAAUGUGGGAAAGCCUUCACAUGGAAAAUAACCCUUCAGAAACACAUGAUAACACACACUGGAGAUGGACCUUAUAAAUGUAAAGAAUGUGAGAGAGUAUUCAUUAAUCCCAGUUCUCUUAAAACACAUGAAAGGAGUCACACUGGAGAGAAACCAUAUCAAUGUGAACAAUGUGGUAAAAGUUAUAGAUAUCCAGCAGUUUUGAAAAUACAUCGAAGGACCCAUACUUGAGAAAAACCCUAUGAAUGUAAAAAUGAAGGGAAAACCUUCACUUCCGUAUAUUUUCAAGUGCAUGAAAGAAUUCACACUGGACAGAAACCCUAUCAAUGACAGGAAUGUGGGAAAUCUUCAUUUGCCUCUCAGUCGUUCAAAGACCUGAGACUGCACACUGGACAGAAAUCAUAUAAAAUGUGACGAAUGUGGGAAUGGCUUUUCUGAUCUUAGUAGUUUAUGAAACCAUAAAAGGAUUUACUAGAUAAAACCUUGUUUGUAAACAGCCUGGGAAACACUUCAAUUGGUCGAUAUCAUUACACGUAAAAACUCCCAUGGAAAAGAAGUAUAAAUGUAAGUAACAUGAGAUAACUUGAUGGAAAGUAAUCUAUGCCUAAUGUUCCAGAAAACCUUCAAUAUGAAAGAGUUUUUAAAUUUUUUGUUUAUUAUUAUUUAUUUUUUGCCAGGCUGUGCAGCAUGUGGGGAAUCUUAGUUCCCCAACCAGGGAUCAAACCUGUGCCCCGUACAGUGGAAGAGCAGAGUCUUAACCACUGGACUGCCAGUGAAGUCCAGAAAGAGUUGUUUUAAAAGUUUAUGGGACUUCCCUGGUGGUGCAGUGGUUAAGAAUCCGCCUGCCAAUACAGGGUACAUGGGUUCAAGCCCUAGUCCUGGAAGAUCCCACAUGCCACAGAGCAACUAAGCCUGUGUGCCACAACUACUGAGCCUGCACUCUAGAGCCCGUGAGCCACAACUACUGAGCCCACGUGCCACAACUACUGAAGCCUACACGCCUAGAGCCCAUGCUCUGCAACAAGGGAAGCUGCCACAAUGAGAAGCCUGUGCACUGCAACGAAAAGUAGCCCCCUCUCGCCACAACUAGAGAAAGCCUGUGUACAGCAGCGAAGACCCAAUGCAGCCAAAAAAAAAAAAAAAAAGUUUAUAAAUAUGUUGGGUUUACUCAGGAUCCUUCUUCAAGUGUAUCCUUCAAUGGUGGAUUUCUACUAAUUUCACAAACGAAUAAUAAUGUGAAUUCAUUCUGUAAUUCGUCUUUCAACAAUAGUACAUAACGUUUAAAGGUAGUGAUUUUUCCUUUAAUCGGAUAGUUAUUUUGUUCUAUUUACUUCUGAAGCCUGUUGGAUUCAUGGAUGCAUUUAAGUGUAUUUCUAGUAUGCAGUGAGGCUUAAAUUUUUAUAAUGUUCUAUUCAUUCUCUGUUAAUGGGCCACUGAAAAAUGGCAGUUUGGUAUUUGUUGGGAUUUCCUAGUAGUUUUGUGUGGCAGUUCCUAGGUCUAUAAUCUAUUGUAUAUAUUGUACCCUUUUUACUGAGAAAGAUCCUUUUUGGUGGUGGUGCCUAUAGGAGCCUUUUCCCAUUUUCCAUUCUAUUAAACACUUGGAAUAAAUUUUAUGUAUGACUAGGAUGUCAAAGAGUAUACUGUUAUGUAAAUUAUGAUUUUUCCUAUUUGCUUUUUGUGUUUCCUUCUGACUGGUAUUUGUUGAAUAGACUGUGAGACUUGUGAUAAUACAAAAAAUCUGGAGUUGGAGAUAUCUUGCCUGUGCAUGAUAUUAGAACCUAGACUUUCCAGAAUCUAUCCCCUUUGUGGUUCCAUGUUAGCAUUCACCAACAGCUCACCUGUGUGUGAUUUUAAAGCAGAUGCAGAGAAGACAUUCUUCAGAUAGUGGAGUCCCCACACUGGGAGAGAGGCAGAUACGUAGGAGCUUCAAGGACACCAUCUCCCAGCUUAUUUUCAAGAUUCUGUGUCCUUGUAGUCAAGAGUGUCCUCAACACCCCCAACAAAUGUUUGAUUUCCAAUAUACAUGUAGUUUCCCCUGAUAUCUUCACAGCUUCCACAUCAAAGAUCCAUCAGAGUUCGACUUUUUUCUGUAAGCCCUCUUGUGUCCACUUCGAAAGUUAUUUCAGUAUUUUAUGGUUGGUAAUAGUCUCUGAUUCCACUCCUCUCUGGAUUAUAUCUUUAUAGUGUCUAAUAUGUGUAGGAAACACUUUAUGUUGUUAAUAAUACCAGUAAGUAUGUGUUCCUGACUCACCAUGACAUUCACAAUGGUGCCGCCAAAAAGAAUGACAUGAGAGUUUGUUUCUCUGCUGCAUUGUGCAGGGGCAUCGGUGACCCAUUGUUUCCAUGUGAGAAUAAGCACCUCCUUCUGUCAAGAUGGCUAUGGGUGUUUCCUGUUACUUGUAGCUGAAUAUAAUCCCCCAACAUGUUUUUUAUUGUAUUUUAUUUUACAUGAUUGAAGCUGUUUGAAUUUUUUGUGAAACAGUAGUUUUUGUAGUCUUUUCAAAUAUUUUACCAACUCUUUUUGAAGCUUUCAUUAGCUAACAAAUGUUACUUUUCAUUUCCUCAAAGAAUAUGUUAAAGUACCCAUUUUAUGUAUGAAUAUUUAGAAAAACCUUGCAGCUUUCUUCAUUUAAUCAUUAUGCAAUAUGAAUAAGUUUUUAAAAAAUAUUUAUUUAUUAGGUUGGCCAAAAGGUUUGUUCGUUUUUUUUCCAUAAGAUGGUCUAGUAGGGCUUGUCUGGUGGCACGGUGGAUAAGAAUCUGCCUGCCAAUGCAGGGGACACGGGUUCGAUCCCUGGUCUGGGAAGAUCUCACAUGCCGUGGAGCAACUAAGCCCAUGUGCCACAACUACUGAGCCUGUGCUCUAGAGCACGCAAGCCACAACUACUGAGCCCACGUGCCUAGAGCUUGUGCUCUGCAACAAGAGAAGCCACUGCAAUGAGAAGGCCGUGCACCACAACAAAGAGUAGCCCCCGCUCGCCGCAACUAGAGAAAGCCCGUGUGCAGCAACAAAUACCUAACACAGCCAAAAAUAAAUAAAUUUUUUUAAAAAUUAAAAAACAAAUGAUGGUCUAGUAGCACUAAGUUGUCUUUAACUUCAUUCAAAACAAUUUUGUUAGAUUGUAUUGUGGCAGUUCUCAUAUCAAUAAGCAUUUUUUAAAAAAUCAAAAUUGGUGAAUUUUUGUGUAGCCAUUUUAAUAUUGGUGAUGUAAGAAAAAAAGUAACAUAUUUGGCAUAUUAUGCUUUAUUAUUUCAAGAAAGGCAAAAACGCAACUGAAACGCAAAAAAAAAAAUCUGUGCAGUGUAUGGAGAAGGUGCUGUGACUGAUCAAACCUGUCAAAAUUCGUUUACCAAGUUUCAUGCUAGAGAUUUCUCGCUGGACGAUGCUCCACAUUGGGGUAGACCAGUUGAAGUUGAUAGCGAUCAAAUGGAGACAUUAAUUGAGAGCAGUCGACGUUAUACCACGUGGGAGAUAGCCUACAUACUCAAAAUAUCCAAAUCAAGUGUUGAAAAUCAUUUGCACCAGCUUGGUUACGUUAAUCGCUUUGAUGUUUGAGUUCCACAGAAGUUAAGUGAAAAAAACCUUCUUGAUCGUACUUUUGCGUGUGAUUCUCUACUGAGAUGUAAUGAAAACGUUCCGUUUUUAAAACAAAUUGUGACGGGUGAUGAAAAGUGGAUACUGUACAAUAAUGUGGAACGGAAAAGAUCGUGGGGCAAGUGAAACAAGCCACCACCAACCACACCAAAGGCUGGUCUUCAUCCAAAAAAGGUGAUGUUGUGUAUAUGGUGGGAUUGGAAGGGAGUCCUCUAUUAUGAGCUCCUUCUGGAAAACCAAACGAUCAAUUCCAACAAGUACUGCUUGCAGUUAGACCAACUGAACGCAGCACUCAACAUAAAGCAUCCGGAAUUAGUCAACAGAAAACGCAUAAUCUUCCAUCAGGAUAACGCAAGACCGCAUAUUUCUUUGAUGACCAGGCAAAAACUGUUACAGCUUGGCUCGGAAGUUCUGAUUCAUCUGCUGUAUUCACCAGACAUUGCACCUUCGGAUUUCCAUUUAUUUUGGUCUUUACAAAAUUCUCUUAAUGGAAAAAAUUUCAAUUCCCUGGAAGACUGUAUAAAAGGCACCUUGAACAGUUAUUUACUCAAAAAGAUAAAAAGUUUUGGAAAGAUGGAAUUAUGAAGUUGCCAGAAAAAUGGCAGAAGGUAGUGGAACAAAAUGGUGAAUAUGCUGUUCAAUAAAGUUUUCGGUGAAAAUGAAAAAUGUGUCUUUCAUUUUUACUUAAAAACCGAAGGAACUUUUUGGCCAACCCAAUAUUUAUUUAUUUAUUUUGCUGUGCUGGGUCUUAGUUGAGGCACGCAGGAUCUUCGAUCUUCGUUGCAGCAUGCUGGAUCUUUGGUUGCAGUAUGCGAACUCGUAGUUGCCAUAUCUCGUAGUUCCCUGACCAGGAAUCGAACCUGGGCCUCUUGCAUUGAGAGCGUGGAGUCUUAGCCACUGUACCACCAGGAAAUCCCAGUAUGAGUCAGUUUUAUCCUGUGAAUGGAAGGUCAGCUACUUUAUCCUCAGGCCAUUUUCUUAUUUUGUUACAGUUUUUGUCAUGAAACUCAUUUGUUACUCAUUCUUAUCUGCGAAGUUAAAUCAUGGGUUUUUUCAGUGCCGUCUUGUCAGGGACCCAUAAGGUCACAGCUCUAGUAACAUACUGGGGUGAAAUAAAUUCUAUUAAGAAUGAUUGCAGGGCUUCCCUGGUGGCGCAGUGGUUGAGAAUCCGCCUGCCAAUGCAGGGGAUGCGGGUUCGAGCCCUGGUCUGGGAAGAUCCCACAUGCCACGGAGCAACUCGGCCCGUGAGCCACAAUUGCUGAGCCUGCGCGUCUGGAGCCUGUGCUCGGCAACGAGAGGCCGUGAUGGUGAGAGGCCCACGCACCGCGAUGAAGAGUGGCCCCCGCUUGCCACAACUAGAGAAGGCCCUCGCACAGAAACGAAGACCCAACACAGCCAUACAUACAUACAUACAUACAUACAUAAAAAGAAUGUAAGCAGACAAGAAUAGCAUUAAAAAAAAAAAAAAAAAGAAUGACUGCAGAUAAACAAAGGCCUCCUGUAUAGCAUAGGGAACUAUUCAAUAUCCUGUAAUAAAGUGUAAUGGAAAAAAAUAUUAAAAAGUAUGUAUGUAUAACUUAAUCACUUUGCUGUACAGGAGAAAUUAACACAAUAUUAUACAUCAACUAUAUUUCAAUAAAAAUUUUAAAAAAGGAUGAUUACAAACCCUAUAAGACUGGUGUGUAACAGUAACAGGGUGCUCAAAAGGACUUCUUACAGAAAUUUCACUUGUGUUAGAGGAUUUGAUUGCUAUUCAAGGCAGCAAGAUGUUUUUCUUUAUUGAAUGCUUUCAGGAGGUUUAAUUUAUUUUAUUAUUGGUGAUUGUAAACAUUUUCUUGAAGGCAAAAACAUCAUGGAGCUAAACUUAAUUAGUAAGAAGCAUCAUUCAAUUAUAUUAGUAAG
Molecule: messenger RNA, 6648 nt
Organism: Balaenoptera acutorostrata (minke whale)
Lineage: Eukaryota; Metazoa; Chordata; Mammalia; Artiodactyla; Balaenopteridae
Product: zinc finger protein 709-like
Exons: 4
Coding region: 138-1385 (415 amino acids)
Biological process (GO): regulation of transcription by RNA polymerase II
Cellular component (GO): nucleus
Molecular function (GO): RNA polymerase II cis-regulatory region sequence-specific DNA binding; DNA-binding transcription factor activity, RNA polymerase II-specific
Source: RefSeq, a predicted model, not a curated record